Ichthyophthirius multifiliis is the source of this 642-nucleotide messenger RNA. RefSeq lists its product as hypothetical. Lineage: Eukaryota; Ciliophora; Oligohymenophorea; Hymenostomatida. The record is from RefSeq and is a predicted model, not a curated record. The transcript has a single exon.
AUGAAUACUACUCCAGAAUUUAUAUAUAAUCCAUUACCCCCAUCUCCUUAUAAUGUUUUAUGGGCUCAAAAUAAGGACAUAAAAACUGACGAUACAACACCUUAUAUGAUUCCAGCUUCAGUAAAUCCUAAGAAAAGUUCAGUAACAAUAUGUAUUGAUGAUUCUAAUGAAAUGAUAAAUCUAUAGGCUUAAAGAAUUGCUAUGUUAGAAGAAAGAUGCGAUUUAUUAACUAAAUAAUAUUAAAGAUAUUAUUCUGGUUUAAAAAAUAAAGACGAUGAGUUAAAGCAUUGGAAAAAUAGAUGCGAUUUAUUAUAAAGUCAUUUAAAAGUACCUUAUACGAGAAUUGAGGAACUUUAAAGUUAAAAAAAUGAAGUUAAAAAAGAUUAAAUUAGAAUGGUGUAGAUUUUAAAAAAUGCAGAAAGUGAAUUGGAAAAUUUAAUUAAACUUUCAGAUUAAAAAGAAAAAGAUAUUGCUUUUUGGAAAGAAAGAGCGAAAAAAGCAGAAAAAACUUAAACUAUUAUUAUGUCUUUGGAACAUAGGAUUAGGAUCUUGGGUUAAGAAAAUAAUAGAUUAAAUAGCUUAAUUACAGAAGGUUCUAGGUAUAAACCACCUUAACCUUUUAAUUUUUGGUAGUAAUAAUGA